Molecule: messenger RNA, 775 nt
Organism: [Candida] anglica
Lineage: Eukaryota; Fungi; Ascomycota; Pichiomycetes; Serinales; Debaryomycetaceae
Source: the annotation of a GenBank genome assembly
UCAUAAUUUUCAUGGCAAUAGGAUUUUGAUUCAAUAGGUGGUUAAUCGGAAAUGUCCUUCUUAAGCUCUCUAUUGAAACAAUACUCUUCUGCCGUGGAGAAAUCCCAAACACACCCUCUUACCAAUGAACUCUGUAGAGGAACACUUCUGGAUGCAAAACUUUGGGUUUAUCUCACGCAAGACUUGAAAUUUUUUCAAAGGGGAAUGAAUGUUUUCGGGAGGACUUUGGCUUAUUGUGAUGAUGCUAAUGCUUCAAUUACUCUUGCAAAACAGAUCGGAUUUGUGGCCAAUGAUGAGAAUGAUUACUUUGAAAAAGCAUUGAAGGAAUUGAAGGAUUCAGCUGCUAAAUCCGUACCAAAAAUGGUCAAUGACCCUACUUUAAUUCUUCCACAAGUUCAAAUCUAUUUGAAUCUUUUGGAUGAAAUGGCGUACAAAUGUACAUCCUAUGUGGAAAUUAUUACUUUUAUGUAUGUUAUGGAAUUUGUUUAUCUUGGUUGGGCAAAUUAUAACUUGCAACACGAAGACGUUAACAUGGAUAACCUUCCUUACAGGUACAAGGAGUGGAUAGUUCUUCAUAGUGGUCCAGAAUUCACCAAUUGGGUUAAUUUCUUGGAAAAUGAAGUUAACCGAGUUACAUUUGGUGCCGAUAAAGAUACACUUCAAUUAUGCGAGAACAUGUUUAUUAAAGCUGUAAAUCUUGAAAUUGAUUUUUUUGAUGCUUGCUACCAAUAUAGAGAAUAGUUUAGUUAUACAGAAAUACAAAGUUUAAUCGCAA